AUGAAACCUGCACCCUCCAGGCCUGAAUCCCGCCGCUCACCCAGCGGUGCAACACUUCAGUCUGUGGCCAGGAAUGCUCCCUCACGCUCCGAGUCACUAGCAUCUGUUGCCUCGACAACAUCUCGCCAGUACAGACCUCCCGUAAGCGCCACACCAUCCGUUAGAUCUCUACAUGCCGAGCAGUCAGCGCACAAAACUCCGAGUGCCGGCCAAUUACCAAAGAAACCCGUCAGCAGCAAGAAGGCAACACCAACUAGAUCAUCAUACCUGGUGUCUAAGAAAAUCCAGAUAUCUGCCAAAAGACGCGCUGAGGGCCGCGUUAAAGUCCCACAAAAAAUCAGAGGCAGCUUCAAGGAGUUUUGCUUCUCAUCCAAUGGGGUCUUGAAGGUCUUGAGGAUGUGUAUUAUUGCAGCAUCCGUGUUUUGUUUCAUCAUUGGUGGCAGCCAGGACAUGUUUAUAGCAAUCACGAUUCAGGAAACCUGCAUCGUCCUAUUUUUUAUCAUAAUAUAUUUGACAACCCUUCAACACUUGCUGAUCUGUGUACACUGGCCUUUGCUUGAUCUUAUCAACAGUUUGAUUUCAGCUGUAUUUCUUGGAGGAGUGGCUGUAGUAACAAUUAAAGAAAAGGGAAGAAAGCAAUUGUUGUAUAUUGGAGGGGAGACCUCACCCACAGGUUAA
This is a messenger RNA of Acomys russatus (golden spiny mouse), 678 nucleotides long. RefSeq names its product CKLF like MARVEL transmembrane domain containing 1 (gene Cmtm1). The record is from RefSeq and is a predicted model, not a curated record. Lineage: Eukaryota; Metazoa; Chordata; Mammalia; Rodentia; Muridae. Bases 1 to 678 code for a protein of 225 amino acids. The transcript has 4 exons.